Messenger RNA from Peronospora belbahrii, 363 nucleotides. The record is from the annotation of a GenBank genome assembly. NCBI's taxonomy places the organism in Eukaryota, Oomycota, Peronosporomycetes, Peronosporales, Peronosporaceae.
AUGUCCUCGUUUGUUGCAAGGUCUAUAAAGGAAGUGCACGAUCUUACCGAUAGCAAUCUUCGAGUCUCCGAAGGAUUCAUUAUUGGUCGACAGCUAAAGCAUAUUAUGAUGCAAACCUCUUGUACGCGUAACGUGAUACGGACAGCCUGGGCGGAAGAUGAUCUUCAGUGUGAAACCGCUAUUCGUAUCCUCGAGAGCAUUCCCAGAGAGCCGGGGUAUCCCGCAGUCAAGCUCUCAUCGAUAGUCUCGGCUAGUAUUCAGCAGACGCUCAUGGAUAAGGCGAAGCAUGCUGUUAGUACGGACAAGCGAAGACGAUGCCCGAGUGUUUGCCUCCGCCUGGGUCCAAUAUCGUCUCUGCAAUAG